AAUAAUAUCCUAAUAAUGAUAUUUUCUUUCUUUUUAUUCUUAAAUUCUUUAGAUAAUUAUAAACCAACGUCAGUUGGUCGGGCAUUAAAUGGAGUAGAAGUUAAGAUAUUUGACCCCGAUCCAGAGACUGGAGAUGGUGAGAUUUGUUUCCGUGGGCGUAACAUAUUUAUGGGAUACCUUGACAACGAGGAGAAGACAAAGGAGGCACUUGAUGAUGAAGGAUGGUUGCACUCAGGAGACAUUGGGAGAGUUGAUGAAGAGGGUUUUUAUUAUAUUACUGGUCGUAAGAAAGAGUUGAUAAUAACUAAAGGAGGAAAGAAUAUUGCACCAGUACCUAUUGAAGAUUGUAUUAAAGAGGAGGUCCCUAUCAUUAGUAAUGUAAUGUUGGUUGGAGAUGAUAAGAAAUAUCUAACAAUGCUGGUCACACUACGUGUUAAAUUUUAUAGCUAUUUUUUGAGUUAUCCGCAUUUUUAA
This is a messenger RNA of Amphimedon queenslandica, 474 nucleotides long. Its product is annotated as long-chain-fatty-acid--CoA ligase ACSBG2-like. Gene Ontology annotation, biological process: long-chain fatty acid biosynthetic process. The transcript has 4 exons. Gene Ontology annotation, molecular function: long-chain fatty acid-CoA ligase activity. Lineage: Eukaryota; Metazoa; Porifera; Demospongiae; Haplosclerida; Niphatidae. The record is from RefSeq and is a predicted model, not a curated record. Gene Ontology annotation, cellular component: cytoplasm. The coding region runs from base 16 to 474 and encodes 152 amino acids.